UCUGGGUCAAUGUGUCCUUCCACACGUGUUGUCUGUAUCUUCUAGAAGCAGGAGCGGUACCCUGGGGUUCACUGGCAGCUGUGGGGCAGUAAACUAAUUUAUUCUAUUUACACGCCUUGGUAUUUUUAUACAAUCAUGCUAAAGUCAGUUGUUCGUGCGGUGGGAGCUGCUGCUCGCCUUUCGUCAGCCAGCACGUCCACAGUGCGAGCUCUGCCGCUCAGCUACCCGGCACUGCGCGCUCCGAGCUCGGCAACAAUUCGGCCCUUCACUCGCUCUCUGUGGAUGUUAAAUAAUAACGGAGCCUCGUCUGGAUACAGGCCUAAAUUGUUCAGCUCCAAAGUGCUGAGUCCGUCGGUGUCGUGUGGAUGUGGAGGACUGCACACAGAAGGUGACAAAGCUUUUGGCGACUUCCUCUCCGAUGAACUCAAAGAGGAGAAGAAGAUCCAGAAAAACAAAACUCUUCCUAAGGUGUCCGGAGGGUGGGAGCUGGAGAUGAACGGCGCAGAGGCUAAACUCACAAGAAAUGUUUCUGGCGACAAGGUCACAGUCACAUUCAACAUCAACAACAGCAUUCCUCCUAACUUUGAGGAAGAGGUGGAGCAGGGACAGCAGAAGUCAGCAGAAGAGGAGCCAGAAAUUGUGUCAACCCCCAACUUUGUUGUUGAAGUGACAAAACAGGCUGCAAAACAUUCCCUGGUGUUUGACUGCCAUUUCCCUGAAGAUGAGAUAAGCCACGGUGAAGGUGAAGGAGAAGAAGAGAGCGACAUUUUUGCCAUUCGGGAGGUCAGUUUCCAGCCAGAAGGAGAUUCCGAGUGGAAGGAGACAAGCUACACACUCAACACAGACUCUCUGGACUGGGCCCUGUAUGACCAUCUGAUGGACUUCCUGGCUGACCGCGGGGUUGACAACACCUUUGCCGAUGAGCUCAUGGAGCUGAGCACCGCCAUCGAGCAUCAGGAGUACAUCAAGUUCCUGGAAGAUCUUCAAGGCUUUGUCAAAUGUAAUUAAUGUUGGGUGCGACCUUACUUCAGUGCACAUUCUGGGACAUUGGAGGUGUUUGGAUACAGUAAGACUAAAUCACUCUGGAUCAUUGAAACGUGUUUGAUGUCCCAAGAGACUGAUGUUGUCUGAGCUCUCAGCCAGCAGCUUUCACAUUAAUACAUGGCUGCAAGUGUGUGUUUUGUUUUUUUCCUUGUUAAAAUUACUUUAUUUUUCUGUAACUUAAGAUGGUUCAAACAAAAAUAUAUGAAAGCUAAAAGAAGUACAGAUUGUGAUAAUGUGUAUAAUGUAGAAUUUGCUAUCUUGCAGCCAGUAUUUAAAUAUUCUAACUGUUCUCAAGCCAGUAAUGGCAGAAUUUGUCAAGAUGAGAAAUCAAGACAAAGAAUUUCAAUAAAAAUCAGCCUUUCUUUGGAAUAAAUGUGGCAGCCUCAGAUUUUUAAAGCUCGAAAAACCUCCUUUGAGUCUUAAUUCUGGCUUAGUCAAGAGGGUUUGUGGUGACUUGAUGCCUGAAAUCUGAAUGUGAAUGACAGGUUGGUGUGUUCAGAGGAUGGAGCAUCGAUGUUCAAUAAAACUGUUUGAUACAGUA
Messenger RNA from Archocentrus centrarchus (flier cichlid), 1585 nucleotides. It is a transcript of the gene c1qbp, whose product is annotated as complement component 1, q subcomponent binding protein. Lineage: Eukaryota; Metazoa; Chordata; Actinopteri; Cichliformes; Cichlidae. Gene Ontology annotation, biological process: cytosolic ribosome assembly. Gene Ontology annotation, cellular component: mitochondrial matrix. The transcript is spliced from 6 exons. The coding region runs from base 136 to 1008 and encodes 290 amino acids. The record is from RefSeq and is a predicted model, not a curated record.